AUAGCUCCCGAAACUGCCCCUCCAUCGUGAGGAUAGUCGCUGAGUCCUGACUAAGGUAAAACAACAUAGUCGAAAGAACUCCGCACACAACCCGGAAGCCAUGGAGCAAAUACCACUGAACCACGAGGCCUCGGCUGGCGAUACCAACAAGCAAGCCGUCAACGAGCUUCCGCCUGAUGUCGUUCAAUGCCUUGAAAACGCCCGUUUCCUUCAUCUUGCGACAUGCAUUGACAAUCAGCCCCAUGUGUCGCUGAUGAACUACACCUACCUGCCGUCCUCACCUUUCUCGACCGCGCCUGUCAUUGUAAUGACAACGAACCCAUCCUCAAAGAAGACGAACAACUUAGUCGAAAACCCGAAUGUUUCGUUGCUGGUACAUGAUUGGGUAUCACACAGACCACCAACCCAAAGCCGGCGGCCAUCAGGAGGCUCCCCUGGUCCAGAACACCGAUCGAGUCUCGCCUCUCUGCUACUCAAUAUGAACUCAAGCGCCAUUAGUAGUAUCAGCGCAACGAUAAAUGGAACGGCCACCUUGGUGUCGCAGGGAUCCGCGGAGGAGACCUACUACAGGAACCAACAUCUCGAGAACAAUACAUUUGACUCUGAGAACCCAUUUGUUUUCAACCAGCAGCAGACGAACCAGGAGGAUGGCGGCCGGGAAUGUUUCGUGGCUGGCGAGGAGGUCAGGGUCAUCGUGGUCAGCAUUAAAGAUAUACGGACAAGUGACUGGAAGGGUGGUGUCAAGGACUGGGUAUUGUCUCCGGCAACGGGGCCAGCGGCCAACGGCGUUUGAUGGAGGUAGGUUUCCACGAGUAUGUAGCGAACAAAUUGAAAAUUAUGUAAAUGUCUGAAGCUUCUAGUCUGGAGUGACUAGAGUCGGUGUCGGGUUUGAUACUAACUUGGAUGACACUAAUUUAAAUCAAUAUUUCAACCCACAGAGGGUGAGUAUUUCGCAGCAUGUUAAACGGUUUUGCUUCACAGCUGAGAAUUGCAACUAACCCAUGCCCCUGGAUGCCUUAAAAGGAAGGCCGAAUUUAUUUGCACCUUCUUGAAGGUUUCGACAAUGACUAGCGUAGGAAUCCACCGCCUUGCAUUGUAAGAGUAUUUCUUCUUUGCUCCGCCUCUUCACGAGUCCACCUCCCACGGUACAUUGCGUUCCAUUGAGCACCAGAACUAGUCUGCGGCGGCGUUC
Messenger RNA from Pseudomassariella vexata, 1192 nucleotides. RefSeq lists its product as uncharacterized. Gene Ontology annotation, cellular component: cytoplasm; nucleus. The record is from RefSeq and is a predicted model, not a curated record. The coding region runs from base 101 to 793 and encodes 230 amino acids. Lineage: Eukaryota; Fungi; Ascomycota; Sordariomycetes; Amphisphaeriales; Pseudomassariaceae. The transcript has 4 exons.